Messenger RNA from Fusarium sp. VM40, 1590 nucleotides. NCBI's taxonomy places the organism in Eukaryota, Fungi, Ascomycota, Sordariomycetes, Hypocreales, Nectriaceae. The record is from the annotation of a GenBank genome assembly.
AUGCCCGAAACUGGUGCUAUUCACACUGACUUCGGUCAUCCUAUUAUCGGGAACGUUCGCGGACUAAAGGUAGCAGGAGUUUUGCAGUUUCUCGGCGUGAAGUAUGCGUCACUCCGCCAUUGGUUCGACAACCCUACGCUGUGCACUUACGAUGGGAAUGGAAUCGUUGCAGACCACUAUGGACCACAAGCUAUCUCUCUGCCAGAAGGUGUAGAUAACGAACUAACCGCCAUCCAAAAGCAUUUGAUAAAGCCCGAAUUUCCUGGGAUGUCGGCCACUGAGUGUCUUAAUCUGAAUGUUGUUGCCCCAGCUACCUCAACAAGCUCUGAUGAAUUCCCAGUCCUGGUCUACAUCCACGGCGGCGGCUUUUCUAUUGGCGCGAACUGGUGGCCACAAUUCGAUAUGAAGCGCAUCGUGCAACUUUCUAUCGAUAGUGGUAGCCCUAUCAUUGGCGUCAAUAUCAACUACCGGCUUGGUGCGCCUGGCUUCAUGACUUCUAAAGAGCUCCAACAGGCUGGAUACAAGUCUAAUCGCGGGCUGCACGACCAAAGAGUGGCACUACAAUGGGUGGAAAGGUACAUUGCAGGCUUUGGCGGCGACCCUAGUCAAGUCACCGUGGCUGGCGAGAGUGUAGGUGGAUUGUCAGCAACACGUCUACUGUAUAGUGAGGAAGCUCUGGCUUCUCGUAUUGUGGUUAUGGGUGGUGCUCCGCCAUCCGUUUCUCCUCUGACUUCUGAGGUGGCCGAGUUUGCCUACAACUCAAGUAUUGAGGCUUGGGGUAUUCACGAAUUGUCCCCCAGCGAGCGACUCAAAUCUUUGGAAACGUUCACGAGCUUCGAUCUACAUCAGAAGGUCCAACGCUUGCCCAUCCUUCCAGUUCUUGACGACGACCUCGUGCCUUAUAAUGAAUCCUUCAAAACGAUGGCUUUGGAGGAUUAUAAAUUCAAGGCUAAGCGAUGUCAAGGCGCCCUGAUAGUGUUCUCCCCAUUAGAUGCAAGUAUCUUCGCAUUCAUGGGAUUGUUCGCAGGAAGAAAGUCCAUCGCCGCUGAUUUCAUCAACCAUCUUACAACCAUGCUUCCUCAACACCAUGAACCUGUUCAACAGCUUCUGGAGUCCUAUAAAAUCUCGUCCGACUUGGACAAUCAAAAUGCCCUCCUUUAUCUGUUACAAUUUGGAUCCGACAUUGGGCACCAUGCUGCAGCUCUAGCCCUCGCUGAAAAGGUUCCUGGCGAUGUAUUCCUCAUGCAAUUCUCAGAACCAAAUCCAUGGGAUGGCCCCUUCAAAGGACACAGUACUCACAUACUAGAUGUGGCAUUUUUGCUGCAGAACUUUAACGACCACCUUGAUGAGACACAACGUGCAUCGGCGGUGCAGUUUGCUGAGGACGUUAUUGCCUUUGCAUAUGGGGAAAAGCCAUGGGAACCAUUUUCAAACACUCAAGGGGUGUCCAUUUUGCAGGGUGGUCGUAGAGAGUAUUUGGAAAUUGGUCGGGCCACGUCAAAGAGGUACCAAGAGUUGAUGAGAGUCGCUGAAAUAACCAGCCUAGACUCACUUCUGAAUGCAUGGACAUCCUUUCUCUUUGCAGCAUAA